AUGGCGCCCGUGCUCGCACGAAGGCUCGCCCUCGGGCUGCUCGGCGCCCCCCUCGCCUGCGGCAGCGGCCCGUGGGAGUGGGCCGGCACGUUCGACCUUGCUGCCGGGCAUUACACGUGGUCCUGCACAAAGUCGGAGUCGGGCAGUUACGCGGACGCGUCCGCGAAGAUUCUCGUGUAUCCGCUGGACGACUCGUCUGAUGAGUCGCUUGAGGCCGUCGAGGCAGACGCCGAAGCGGCAUGGGAUGCUACCUCCAUCCCGAACGGGUGUCGGCGGAUUCUUCAUGUGGACACAGCUGGGGCUUACGCCGUCUUCUUCGAGCACAGUCCCUACGAGUUCGAGAAUGGCUUCCACUAUCUGAGAACGGAGGGCGGCGAGGAUGUAGAACCCGCUUUUGAGGAAGAGGGCGGCAACCACUCGCACGAAGAGCAUGAGGAGCACUGCCCGUGGGACCUGGAGUGGGAGUGGUCGGCUAUCUUCCCUGUGGAGCAGGGUUGGUACGACUGGAACGCGGAGAAGGUCGACGGGGACUACGCCGACGCGCACAUGAAGAUUGUGAUCAUGAGUGCUACCGGGACGGACCUCCACGACCUGGAGACACAGGCCGACGCCUAUUGGGAUGCGAUCACAGAUUCCGACGAGGUGGACGUUGGGGAGACGAUCCCGCUCGAUGUCGGCACCACGCUGCACUUCAGCCAGGAGACGUGGGCGUCGCACUUCAAGAUCUACGUGCCGGCGGGCACGUCCCACAUCGCGGUGUUCGCGGAGCACUUCCCGACAGAGUUCGAAGGCGCGUACCAUUACCUCCGGUCCGCCGACGGCGAGGACAUCGAGCCCGUGGCCGAGGAGUCGGGCGCAGGAUGCGAGAGCGCCAGCGAGAGCACCAGCACCGACGACUCAAAGAUCUGGGGCGAGGUGAUCCUGGCCGCGUUCGUCACCGUGCUCCCGACACUGAUCGGCAUCGUGCUCGUUGUGCUGACGUGCAUGCCCAAACUGAAGGCCAUUUUGGCUGGAGAGGGCGGCGUCGUUGCCGUCAUUCACUCGUUCGCCUCGGGCGUGAUCUUUGCGGCCGCCGUGUUCCUCCUGCUGCCGGAGGGUUUGUAUCUUGUCACCGUUGGAAAGACAGAGGCUGGCGGCUCCGGGAUGUGGGGCACCUGCGUCAUGGCAGGCUGGCUCUUCGCUGUCAUGGUCAAGUACUUGCUCCAGCUCGUGGUGGGAGAGAGCCCGAGCGUCACCGUGCCGGCCGCGAACGGGGAGGCAGACGGGGAGCCGCAGAAGAGCAGGGGCACUAGCUGGAUCGUCUCCUUCCCCAUCCUGUGCGGAGACAUGUUCCACAACUUCUCGGACGGUCUGGUCCUUGGGGUCGCCUUCAAGACGUGUGGCGCGUCCUUCGGGUGGAAGAUCGCGGGGAUUACGGUCCUGCACGAGCUUCCGCAGGAGCUUGCGGACUUCGCCGUUCUGAUCACAAAGGGGACGAUGGCCUGGCCCAUGGCCCUCACCCUCAACUUCAUGUCUGGGCUCGCGACG
Prorocentrum cordatum is the source of this 1527-nucleotide messenger RNA. NCBI's taxonomy places the organism in Eukaryota, Dinophyceae, Prorocentrales, Prorocentraceae. The record is from the annotation of a GenBank genome assembly.